Messenger RNA from Girardinichthys multiradiatus, 794 nucleotides. RefSeq names its product BBSome interacting protein 1 (gene bbip1). Gene Ontology annotation, biological process: receptor localization to non-motile cilium; cilium assembly. The coding region runs from base 16 to 363 and encodes 115 amino acids. Gene Ontology annotation, cellular component: BBSome. The record is from RefSeq and is a predicted model, not a curated record. The transcript is spliced from 2 exons. NCBI's taxonomy places the organism in Eukaryota, Metazoa, Chordata, Actinopteri, Cyprinodontiformes, Goodeidae.
GCAACAUGCUACAUUAUGUCUAACAAAGUACAAACAUGGCUUUGCAACACUUUCCAGUUUGUCUUCAAUUCUCUAAGCCGCCGGUGGGUGUCGCUAAAGCGAUGUGUUCAUGAAGUAAACGCAGAAGAAAGUCAAGUGAUUUUGCAGACGCGUUGGCCUGGCAACUACAGAAAUUCUUAUCAAGCGCUUGAAGGACAGCUCUACAUGGAAGAUGUCCCGACCAUGGUUCUGUGUAAGCCAAAGUUGCUCCCACUCAAAUCGGUCACCCUUGAGAAAUUAGAGAAGAUGCAGAUGGAGGCUCAAGAGGCCGUCAAACAGCAGGAACUGGCACUGAAGGAGCAAGUACAGCAGGUGCCCAGUUGAGGACUUGAAGCCAAAAAAAAUAUGACUUUUGAUGAAAAAGAGCACAUGUUCAAUGAUUUAAACACAGGCAAAAAAUAUUUUUGUAAUCAGUUAAAGAAACUUAAGUUAUAGACUAAGCAGAAGUCCAAAGUACUGAGUUUAAACGCUCUAGUUGUCAUUAUCAAAAAUAAUUCCAUUGGCAGUCAAUGUAAACGGUAUGAGUGGCUGCUUGUCAGAUUCUUGUUUUCUCUUAUUUAUUACUAUUUUAUAACAGUCUCUGUCAAGUUUUAUUGUAGCAAAUGUAGCUGAGCAGCUGUGAAACCUGUAGUGAGUGUUUUACUAAAAAUGACACAAUCAUAAUAAAAAUUGAAUACUUUGAUUUAAUCAAAAAAACAAGGAAAAAUUCUGUUGUCACUCCCUAAAUGCAAAAAUAAACAAUCUUUCAACCAUUA